Messenger RNA from Diversispora eburnea, 256 nucleotides. The record is from the annotation of a GenBank genome assembly. NCBI's taxonomy places the organism in Eukaryota, Fungi, Glomeromycota, Glomeromycetes, Diversisporales, Diversisporaceae.
AUGAAUUCAGAAAUAUGGGCUAUUAGUGAAAACAAUACAAGUGUAGUUGAGGCUGCGCUUUCUUUAGCAAAUGAUGAAGGAAAACAACUCAAAUUAUUAAAAACAAUGAUUACUUUCGUUGAUUAUUAUUUAUUUUUAUAUGAAAUAUCAAGAAAAAAAAAUGAAUCUGAACUUCAAAUUCUUGCUCAGGAAGUUGCAACCGGAAAAGCUAUUGCUAAAGUUUUAGAAAUAGUGAAUUUAGAGAAAAAAAAAUUAG